GAACCAACGGUGUCUGAGAAAAUUAACAUUUUUCAUUAUAGUGCAGUUUGAGUCCUUAAAGUAAUUUUUUGAAACUUAUGCACGCAUUUCAAAAACAACAAAGCAUUCUGAAGAAAAAUUUUCGCUGGCAUAGUUGUUCAGGAUAGUCCUCUUCACACCCUAAGUCAAGCACUUUUUUCAUUUUAGUGGGAAAAUUUUGAAAUAAAUUACAAAUAGAAAAUUUCUAGCUUUAAAUUUACUUAAAAUUUAUGUAAAUUGCAUUUUUUUCAAAAUUUUCCCACUAAAAUGAAAAAAGUGCUUGACUUAGGGUGUGAAGAAGACUAUCCUGAACAACUUUGACAGCGAAAAUUUUUCUUCAAAAUGCUUUAUUGUUUUUGAAAUUCUUUUGUUAUUAUUGUUUAUUUCUCAGAAAUCUAUUUAAAAAGAAAUAUUUCAAAGAUAAAUUAUUUUUCUAGGUAAAUAAUCUUGAAGAAGCAAUUAAUUGUGCUAAAAAACAAAAUGUCCGAUGUUUAAGUGAACAACCAGAAGUUGGUGCUAGUGGAAAAUUAGUAAUGUUUUUACAUCCAAAAGACUGUGGAGGUACGCUUAUCCAAUUGGAACAAGCUUAA
This is a messenger RNA of Didymodactylos carnosus, 608 nucleotides long. NCBI's taxonomy places the organism in Eukaryota, Metazoa, Rotifera, Eurotatoria, Philodinida, Philodinidae. The record is from the annotation of a GenBank genome assembly.